ACAGCAAACCUACCUACAUUACAUACACCUCCAAAGUCCAAACUUAGUAUAAAUCUAUCCCAUAUUCCCAAACUAAGUAUAAAUCUAUCCCAUAUAUUGUAUUUUGUCUUCUUACGAGGAGUUUCCCACUGCAUUCGACGAGUGAACUAAUCUCUUGCAAAAGUCUGUAUGAGUAUUUUAAAGGGCAACAUUUUUUCUACGUUAGGAUUUUUUCGUAUCCAAAACUCGAACCCGAGACCUUGAUUAAGAAGCGAAAGACCCUUAAUUACUCAUGCCAAACCCAAUAUAUAUAUAUAUAUAUAUAUGCCUUCCUACCAUCUUAUCAACUCCUUUUCACUCAAAAAAAUAUGCCAAGUGGAACUCCUAUAUCAAGUCACCCAAGCAGUACUAGUAGCUCCACUACUUACUCCUUUGAGGAGUUCCUCCGAGGAUGGGGCCACCGCCUUGAACUACUCUCCGCCGAGAUUGCCGCCGUCGUCGAAACGAAACUUGGCGAUGAAAACCAGAUUCAGGAGUUAGAAGCUAGGCAACUCAUAGCACGUGCUCUCGGUCAUUUUGAAGAGUACUAUGAACACAAGUCACGUGCUGUUUAUCUUGAUGGUUAUUCUCUCUUCUCACCUACUUGGUGCUCUUCACUUGAAUUUUCCUUCCUUUGGGUCGCUGGCUUUCGUCCUCGUGUUCUUCUUCAUCUUGUUGCUGACUCCGUUAGGGACUUGACCCCUGACCAGACUCGAGCUCUUGACAGGUUGAAAAGAGAGACAAGGAAAAACGAAAAGAUGGUGGAAGACGAGUUAGCAAGGAUACAAGAGACUAUAGGAGCACCACCUCUAAUGGAUGCUAUAAGAGAGGCUGCAUGGCUAACCGACAGACAGUCAUUUGAGGCGACGAGCGAGCCGAUACUGCAGUUGAGGGAGGCUCUCAAAGCGGUGAUAGCCAAUGCUGACACCUUGAGGGUGACAACAGGAGCAAAAGUAGCCGAGAUACUGAACCCAAUUCAAUGUUUGAGGUUCUUGGUUGCUGCUUUCAAACUGCUGCAAGGAAUGAAGAGUUGUGGAAUAGAAAGAGAUAAUCUUGCUGGAAGAGAUUCACAACGUAACACAUAGGUUUGAUGUGGGCAUCAAAAUAAAAAUAGAAUUAGAACCAAAAAAAUCAUGCAGCAUGACAUCUAUGUCCGUUACAAUAUAUAUAUAUGUAUGAUAGAGCUUGAAAAAGAAUAAGUGUUAGUGCAUAACAAUUAUACUCAUAGAAUGUAAGAAAAUGAUCAGAAUGCAUGUUUUUCCACCGAUUGCAAUUACCAAAUCAUUGGAAUUAUGAGCAAAAGGGUCACUCUGAUCAUUUUACUUACUUAUUGUUAUGUGCAUAAUUGUUAUGCAUUUAGACCAACCCCUGAGGAAUUUGAGGGGGCAAGGAGGGUGUGUAUGAUAUAUUAUCACUAAGGUUUUAUGGUUGAGCCUUUGUGAGGCUUAUGUGCUACUAUAUGUUUUAUGAUUGGUUGGUGUCUUUUUUGAACCUACCUUUGAGAAUUCAAGGGUUUUUGUAACAUUUAUAAUCUAUAUCUUGAAUGUUGGUUGAUCA
Messenger RNA from Beta vulgaris subsp. vulgaris (sugar beet), 1575 nucleotides. RefSeq names its product protein ZW2. The transcript is spliced from 2 exons. Gene Ontology annotation, biological process: DNA-templated transcription. NCBI's taxonomy places the organism in Eukaryota, Viridiplantae, Streptophyta, Magnoliopsida, Caryophyllales, Amaranthaceae. Gene Ontology annotation, molecular function: sequence-specific DNA binding. The record is from RefSeq and is a predicted model, not a curated record. Bases 348 to 1103 code for a protein of 251 amino acids.